CCAUGACUACGAGGCACGCUAACACCGCCGGUGGCCGGUGUCGGGGGCCGACAGAGGAGAGGGCGCCAUGGCGCAGAACCUGUAUGGUCCUCGAGUGCGGAUGGGCAACUGGAACGAGGACAUCUACCUGGAGGAGGAGCUCAUGAAGGACUUCUUGGAGAAGAGAGCUAAAGGACAGCUUCUCAUACAGAGAAACAGAAGACUCAAAGAGAAUCUCUUGAGACCGAUGCAGCUUUCCGUUUCGGAGGAUGGGUACGUUCACUGUGGCGACAAGGUGAUGCUCGUGAACCCCGCCCACGCGGAGGUGGAGGCCCACCUGUUUCUGGGCGGGGACCUGAGCCUGUGCACGACUCCCGAUGAAAUUAAAGCGCAUCUGAGCGACGAGUUAGAGGUGCCGUGUGGCCUGAGCGCAGCUCAAACCAGGAUCCCGGUUGGCAGAAACACUUUCACCAUUUUGAGGGCCGACGGAAACGCCACGGGUCAGGUCCUCAGGUACGGACAGGACUUCUGCCUCGCGACCACGGGAGGGUUUGAAGACAAAAUGCUGUAUUUAUCCAGUGACCACAGGACCCUCCAGAAGUCGUCCAAGAGAUCUCUGCUCCAGGAGGCGUACCUGACGGAUGAGGUCUCCUACCUGAGCUGCUGGCAGGCCGCCUUCCUGGACCCCCAGCUGCGCCUGGAAUACGAAGGCGCCCCCGUUCCGGCAAAUGCAAAGAUCCUCAUCUAUCACUGCCGCACGAAUCGGGGGCUAGCAGUCCACAGGCAUCUUUUCUUGAGUACCUAUUUCGGGAAGGAAGCUGAGGUGGCCGUCCACACGCAUCUGGAUUCACACAGAGUCGAAAAGCCGAGCAACCAUUGGAUGUUGGUGACCGGGAAUCCCAGGAAAGACUCGUCCGCCAUGUUGGACCUGCCCAAGCCACCGGCCGAGGACCCCCCAGCCCUGGAGCAGGCCACGGACCCCGGGGCGCAGUGACUCCAGAAUGGCUGCACCAGCUUGCAUUCCCACCAGCAGUGCAAAACGGAUCCUCUCUCUCCGCAUCCUCGCCAACAUCUGUUGUUGCCCGAGUUGUUCAUGUGAGCCAUUCUGACAGGUGUGAGGUGGUAUCUCAUUGUGGUUUUGAUUUGUAUUUCCCCGAUGAUGAGUGAUGUGGAGCAUCUUUUCACGUGUCAGUUGGCCAUGUGGACGUCUUCUUUGGAGAAGCGUGUGUUCAAGUCUUCUGCCCAUUUCUUCACUGGAUUAUUUGUUUUUAUGGUGUGGAGUUUGAUAAGUUUUUUAUAGAUUUUGGAUACUAACCAUUUAUCCGAUAUGUCGUUUGCAAGUAUCUUCUCCCAUUCCAUAGGCUGCCUUUUAGCUCAAAGCAUACUGUAUUUUUUUAUGUAUUAAAAAUUUUUGUGUGUGUUUAUUUACUUUUGAAAGACAGAGAGACAGAGCGUGAGCAGGAGAGGGGCAGAGAGAGAGAGGGAGACACAGAAUCCGAAGAAGGUUCCGGGCUCCGAGCUGCCAGCACAUAUCCUAAUGUGGGGCUCGAACUGACAAACCCUGAGACAUGACCUGAGCCGAAGUCGGAUGCUGAACCGACUGAGCCCCCCCAGGUGCCCCAAAGCUAUUUUUUUUCUAUAGAAGACACCCUGUGUGCCUUUAAAGGUAGCUUCCAGCUGUAUGAGUAAUCUACUUGCAGCAUCUGAUCUGGGCUUUGGUGGACACUUAGACUUUUCUGUGCAGAGUGACCUCUUGUUCUGGAUGGAGUUAUAGUGUCCGAAAGGCACACAGCACCUCAGCGGUGGCUUCCAGUGUGGGACACACAACACGGCCCAUUGAGAUGUGGAAAGAAAAGCUUAGAACUUCUAUGCCUAUCAUUUUCUUACUCUAUAAAGUGCAUUAACGUGUGUUUUCUAAUGUUCAAAAUGUUAGUUUUUAAACGUACGUAAGAGUUCAGGGGCGCCUGAGUGGCUCAGUCGGUUGAGCUUCCGACUUCGGCUGAGGGCAGGAUCUCUCGGUCCGUGGGUUCGAGCCCCGCGUCGGGCCCUGUGCUGACAGCUCGGAGCCUGGAGCCUGCUUCGGAUCCCGUGUCUCUCCAUCUCUCGGCCCCUCCCCUGCUCAUGCUCUGUCUCUUUCUUUCAAAAAUGAAUAAAUGUUAAAAA
Neofelis nebulosa (Clouded leopard) is the source of this 2142-nucleotide messenger RNA. It is a transcript of the gene CFAP161, whose product is annotated as cilia and flagella associated protein 161. Gene Ontology annotation, biological process: cilium assembly. Gene Ontology annotation, cellular component: motile cilium. The record is from RefSeq and is a predicted model, not a curated record. The transcript has 8 exons. NCBI's taxonomy places the organism in Eukaryota, Metazoa, Chordata, Mammalia, Carnivora, Felidae. The coding region runs from base 68 to 973 and encodes 301 amino acids.